Messenger RNA from Pocillopora damicornis (cauliflower coral), 2892 nucleotides. RefSeq names its product dual serine/threonine and tyrosine protein kinase. Gene Ontology annotation, biological process: positive regulation of ERK1 and ERK2 cascade; cellular response to fibroblast growth factor stimulus; positive regulation of fibroblast growth factor receptor signaling pathway. Gene Ontology annotation, cellular component: cytoplasm. The record is from RefSeq and is a predicted model, not a curated record. Gene Ontology annotation, molecular function: protein kinase activity; ATP binding. NCBI's taxonomy places the organism in Eukaryota, Metazoa, Cnidaria, Anthozoa, Scleractinia, Pocilloporidae.
CAUGUCCAGGCACUCAAAGACUCUACAAGAAGCCAUCAAUGAUUUCAAAUACUACUCUGAUCGAACGACCCUUUUGUACGAGCGCACUAAAAAAUGCUUUGGGGAGAUCGAGGAACGUCUUAAUCUCGGUCAACAAGCGGGCUCUGGAAAUUUGAUUGCCUCCUCGCAGUUAAAUGAUGUGGAGAGAGAACUUAGGAAGACACCGACUGUAGUCUUCAUCGGCGAACGAAAUUGCGGCAAAAGCUCCAUAAUUAAUGAACUUCUAAAAAAGACUUACGUACCAGUUCACGAGAACCCUUGCACAGCUAGAAUCGUGCGAAUCAAACACGCGGAUGAGUGGAGCGCAAGGCUCGUUGGAGCAGAUGGGAACGUGGUACGAAGUAGAGAAGAUGUCAAAGGCAUUAAACUUCUCCAAACGUUGAUAGUGGUCUCAGACAAAGACAGAGAGAAUCCAAAAGCUUUAGACGCUACUGUGGAGAUCGGAUUAAACCAUGACCUUCUGAAAAGUGGAAUCGAGUUGAUAGAUUCACCCGGGAAGAACGAGUCGGACGUUUUGGAUAGAGUGUUGGAGGAUUUCCUCGAGAAAGGCACAGUUCCUCUUUUUGUGUACGUAAUUGACGGAAAAAUGCAUCUCAGACCUUCGAACACGGUUGUGGCAGUGUUUGAGAUAGCUUCGAUCGUUCAAGCCCUCCUGGUUUUACAAGAAAGCUUUGUGAACGUUGUCCAGGUGCAAAGAUCCCAAAUCACUCAGGAAGCAUCCAUCGUACCAGAAAUUACGAGACAGGCGUACCAGAUAGAAAGUAAAAUGUUCGACUCGUUAAGAUCCUUUACAUCCAGUGAUUCCGAGGAUACAAAGCAGAGAUUGCAGGAGCAUAUAAAGUCGUUGAAGGAAGAAUUUUCUCAGGAUGCAUUACAAUACAAAAUUCCAAACCAGCGUACUAUGCGAAAGAGAGCUCUGACUAUGAUCAAAACAGAUCUUAAAGUUGCAUUUUCGCCCGAACAAUUAUCAGAAAUGAACAGGGAGGACUUUAUUUUGGAGCGAUUUCUCGGUGAUAUGAAAGGCAACAUUUUGGAAAAAAUGUGCAAUUCCCUCGACAAGUUUGUGGAAUCCUUGAUGGACAAAGUAGCGAGUGAUCUUAUCAAAGCCAUCAUUGACUUCAACGAGAACCUAACACACCCCAUGGUCUCUAAAAUUUUGGAGGAAAGCUACGGAGUGCAUUUCGUUGAAGCAAAAGCUAAAACACACGAAGUUAUUGAAGAUAUUCUUAACCAUCUUUUGGAUUCCAUAAAGGAAGCUGCCAGGGUUGCUUUGAGGAAAGAAAUUUCGGGACCCCUUAGUUCCAAACAGAUGACGACUUGCACAAAAAGGGAUGUUGCUGAUAAAACACGUCGACAGUUAGUCGUUGAAUCCCUUUUCGACACUAUCGACGAAAAGAGGGUUGCAGAGGCAGUUUUCGAAGCCUGUUUCGAUCGCUUUCAGAGGAUGCGAGAUCGGUUUCUAUCAACCAUGGAAUUUCUCAUGCGCUUGCAAACGGCCUUUUCUAGUUGCCAAGCUACAGAGCAGCUUGAAGAUCUUCGUCUUCGUUUUACUCCUGAGAUACGAAUGCUUGCCGUCGAAGGAAUGGCUUUGAAAUAUGUGCAGAACCAUGGGCCAAUAGCAUGCGGCUCACUCGUAGCGAAAACACGCCACGGCCAACUCUUUGAUUGUGCGAGCGUUAGUUGGUACCGUUGCUCGCCCAGUGGUCAGUGCGUAGUGAAAGUGAUCGAGAAAGAGAAAGUUGGUGAAAGUGCCUGGAAGCAGAAUGCAGUGGAUCUCGUCAAUAUGAUGGAUAUGAUUCAGAAACUAAAAGGUUCCCAUCCCAAUCUGUUGCGGCUGUACGGCUGGGUUUUCCCUAAGCCGGAUGUACUACAUGUUGUCAUGGAGAAGGCAGAGAAGAGUCUUCUUUGUGCUCUCAAAGAGCUUGCCUCGGCCUGGGCCCGUUCCUCGCUCUCCAAACUGAUCACGAGGAUCAAGAUGGCUCUAGACGUGGCUGAAGGACUGAAGGCCAUUCACGAAAUCGGCUACAUUCACGAGGACAUCAAGCCCGGAAAUAUCUUGUUAAUGUCUGAUGGAAGAGCAACGAUCAACCUCGCUAAGCCUGAGUGUCCAUACGACAUGACCACUCUGGGCGCUCCGUUCCACGUGUCACCAGAAAUGUACCAGUACCACGGGAAAGGUCACCUCAGUUACCUCUCCUACGACAUCUAUGCAUUUGGAAUGCUUCUAUGGGUGCUUUUGGAGGGAAGAGGUACAUCAAGACCGAAAGUAUACAAAGACAUGAAAACUAUCCAAUCCAUGCAAGCAGCAGUGGAAAAUGGAAUUCUACCAUGUAAGGAUGAUGAAGAAUUCCAGAUUCCGUCAGUGAGUGAUGCGUGUUGGAGCUUAAUGACAAGGUGUUGGGAGGACAGAGCAUCCAUGACAAUGGAUAUUAUUAUUACUGAUUUAAAAGCCAUUAGGGAAACAGUAGAUAGCACCCGUUAACUCGAUGGUGAUGUUGCUUGAACUUUCCUAAGCAACUGGGCCUUAUAAGACUCUUCUUAAACCGAAUUUGGGUUAUGAGGUUAGCUCUAAGGAUUGGGUUGAGUCAAUAUUGUUGCCGUGGAAACCUAGACCGAUCAAUCUUUUCCUCACACCCCUCUGAAGCUAUUGUUUGGUCCCGUCACGCAAAAAAGAGAGGGUGUAGCGUGACGAGAAUAAACAACACUCGUUUUUGUAUGUUAAUCGUAUAGAAUUAAGUUUAUCAAGAGCUGUGUAAUAAUUGUGCGCUACUGAAUACGUAUAAAGAAAAAUGAAGCGUUGAUAUUGCUUUUUGCUGGCUUGAAAUGAAAAAAAAUAUGAUAAGGCAAAGAACA